Messenger RNA from Candida dubliniensis CD36, 1245 nucleotides. It is a transcript of the gene POL32, whose product is annotated as DNA polymerase delta subunit. Bases 1 to 1245 code for a protein of 414 amino acids. NCBI's taxonomy places the organism in Eukaryota, Fungi, Ascomycota, Pichiomycetes, Serinales, Debaryomycetaceae. The transcript has a single exon. Gene Ontology annotation, molecular function: DNA-directed DNA polymerase activity. Gene Ontology annotation, cellular component: nucleus; delta DNA polymerase complex. The record is from RefSeq and is a predicted model, not a curated record. Gene Ontology annotation, biological process: DNA synthesis involved in UV-damage excision repair; DNA strand elongation involved in DNA replication; DNA replication.
AUGACGAUGAGUAGUUCAGUUGAUGAAAUAGAAUAUUUGGCUACUGAAAUCAUAACUAAUUCAAAACCGGUUUCAUAUCACAAGUUUUCUCGUCAACUCAACAUCCAUUUAUCUAAAGCCAAAGCAACAUUACUUGAAUAUUACCAAAAAAACAAAAGUGAUCUAACAGCGACCUUUAUUGUGACUGGCGACAAUGACAGUGGGAAAUUAAUUAAACUAUCAAAUGAAGAUGAGUUGGAGUCGGAUUUAAAAAAGUUCAACACAGUUCGUUGUGUUCACAUUUAUUGUGUUUCCAAGAAACUGCUUCAGUUUUCAACUAACGAACUUGCAUUAGAAGAAUUGAAACAUUCAAGUUCUUUAAAUAAGAUUUCUGAAUACGAAAAGAAUGGGAUUAUUAUUGGACCAAAAAUCGAAAACGUUAUCCCUGCUAAUAUCUCCUCAUCUCCUGUGAAACCAGAGCCAAGUCAAAUGAACAAAUCAACUGAAGAAAAGAAAUCUAGUUCAAGUUUACUAUCUUCAUAUGUAUCCCGAAAACAAGAAAAGAAACAGCAGGAUAAAACAAGAGCUGGAACGUUGUCAAAUUAUGUAUCACGGAAAACUGAAUCGACAAUUCCAAGUAAAAGAUCAAACACAGAACCUCCUACCAAACCAACAUAUCAAUACAAAUCACGAAAACUCGAAGCCAAAGCACCAAAGGAAAGAGUGAUAAUUGCUGAAAAUAAUGAUAAUGAUAAUGAAGAAGAAGAGGAUGAUGAUGAUGAUGAUAAGCCAAUUAAAGCCUCACGUGCCACAAAUACAUCAGACCUUCAGAGAAUGUUUGAUGGUGAUGAUUUCACUUUUAGUGAUGAUGAUGAUGAUGAUGAUGAUGAUCAAUCACCAGAAAAAGCAAAUAAAGAGGUGGAAGAACCAAAAAUUGAAGAUAAAAAAGAUAUUUUACCUGAAACACCGAAAGAACAACAAAGCAAGGAAGCCAGCCCUGAAAGGGAACAAGGACUUUUUGUUAAUGAAGAAGAAGAACAAGAAGAAGAACACGAAGAAGAAGAAAAACCUGCUGAAGAACAAGAAGAAUUUGUUACAGAAAAAGAUGAAGAUGGAUAUCUUAUUACAAGAAAAGUAAAACCUAUAACAAAACAAGCAAAGCCCAAGAAACAUAUUGCUCCUCCAAAAGUUACCAAACCUUCAACGGGGAAGAAAACAGGAAUGAAACAAUCUUCAUUAAUGAAUUUUUUUGGAAAGAAAAAGUGA